AUGGGGAGAAGGAAACAAAAGAGCUUGACAGCAUCACGGAAUCGUUUCCGAACCAAGGAAAACUCUCAUUUUGCCAUGAUUGAGUCCAUAGAUACACAUUUUGAUGAAAUGGAAUGUUAUUUUGCAUGUAGGGAGGCAAGUGGAUCCAAAUUUUAUGAACUUAGUGUAAUUGGAGUGAUCUUUGUAAAUUCUAAAGGUCCCAUUCACAAACUCGGACGAUUAACAGGUACAGUACAAACUCCAAAAUACAUCCUGAGCUGUGAUUUGUCUCGGAAAGCACCUCCAAAUAAUAGACCUUCUCAUCUAUUGAUUGUCCUCAUGCAGAAAAGCAAAGGAGAAUGGGAUCAAUACUCCUCUUCACGUUUUGGCCUUUUAAAAUUGGGAACACUUGGUUUUGAAUUUAAUUAUCCCAAUCCUGAAAGAAUCUUUCUCUUUGCAGAACCAGAAUUUGGAGGAUACGCCAACGAUGAGAAUUAUUACAUUACUCAAUGGGAUGAACAGAAAGCAGAAAUAUUUAGAGCGAGCAAAGACUCUGCAGCAAGCGUCGUUUUUCAGAUUAAUCAAAACUCCAUUAACCACAGUUCACUGCGCCUUGAAUCAUUUUGUUACACUCCUGUUUACGGAAUAACGGAGCGUCAUGUGGCUCAAGUAGUGGAAAAAACGCAUGCAUAUUAUUUGAUAUUUCAACAGGAAAUUCAUUCAAUGAUUAUUGAGGUUUGUCGAAUGACAUUUGGCUCACCAAUGGAAUAUGAUUUACCAACGGUUAAGGUCGUUCAUACAGUUGAAGGAGCUCGAGAUGGAUAUUACGAAUGUUUUGAGAUGGAAGGAAUGGACAGUACAAAAGAAGUGUAUGUAUUGAGUUAUGGUGUCGGCCGAUCUAAAUCGAGUGAAAAUUGUAAUGUGUUGACAUCGGGAAUAUUCAAACUCAACGAAGAAAAUGAAGUAUCAGAGUUUUCGAAAAUAGAUGUUGCAAAUUUUGAGGAGGUAUUUCAACAUAACAUGAAAAUUUUGAGCACGUGUAAACUAGUGAAUGGAAAGUAUUUAAUAAUGGGAAGAAUGAUUAAGGAUGAUUUAGAUGAGUCAGACAACAAUGUACCAACGUUUGAUCGUUUAUUUGCUAAAGAAAUAAUUUGGAUUGUUCUUGAUUUAAAUCUGAAGACAGUGAAGAGAGUUUUCCCAAGAGAGGAUCCUAUUGCAUCUUCUUCUUCAUCCACAAAUCAUGAAAAGAGAUCAAAAAAACAAAAGAAAACAAGCAAUCAACCACAAUUUUUAUUUAUUCAAGAUGGAGAUUUGAAUGGAGGUUUUGCAAAUCCAUUUCCUCGCAAUUCGUCAAAAAAUCAACUCAGUGAUAACCUUAAUUACAUUUCAGAGGACAAGAGAUUCAAGAAAUACGAUUUACAAAUUCCAAAACCGACUAUACUUGAUUCAAACUUGACACUGUGCUCGAUAAGACCUUUUCCAAGCAAUCCAGAUCUAUUUCAAAUCAUGCUCAAUUUUAAACGCAGACAGGCUGUGUAUUAUUCGAACGAGUGUCAUGGUCAAUUGUUUAGAUUUUAUUUCAGAAUGAGAGAGGAAUGUAGUCCUUGUUUUAUUGAAAAGCCAUUGCAAUUUUAUGACAUUCAAUUUAAGAGUCACGUUUGA
Messenger RNA from Naegleria lovaniensis, 1641 nucleotides. RefSeq lists its product as uncharacterized. The coding region runs from base 1 to 1641 and encodes 546 amino acids. The transcript has a single exon. Lineage: Eukaryota; Heterolobosea; Eutetramitea; Acrasida; Naegleriidae. The record is from RefSeq and is a predicted model, not a curated record.